Molecule: messenger RNA, 858 nt
Organism: Zasmidium cellare ATCC 36951
Lineage: Eukaryota; Fungi; Ascomycota; Dothideomycetes; Mycosphaerellales; Mycosphaerellaceae
Exons: 1
Coding region: 1-858 (285 amino acids)
Source: RefSeq, a predicted model, not a curated record
AUGCCUACAACGAAGGCGGCCCUCUUGACGAUUCCUUGCGAACUUCGAAAUGCUAUCUACAUGUAUAUCUUCGACCCUGACCUAUCAGAGCAACCGCGAAUCGUCCCAACUCGUCCGAACGAGCUCGCAGCCGCGUUGAAGCUCCACGAUGCCAGCUUCUACCUCAAUGAACGCGAUAAGCUUCCUGCGCGGAAGCUCGCGGUGCUCCAGACAUGCAAACAGAUCCAUAAUGAAGCCAAUCUCCUCGCGCUCUCGAUGACGCCCUUCAUCGUCGAAGGCGAAUGCUCAUACCCCGACGUUUUCGACCUCCGCUCGCGCCCUCUCUCCCUCACGAAGUUGGGGGCCAUCCGACACAUCGUUCUAUCUGCUCGAAUCAGCAACCUACGCGCGUUGAAUGAGGCCUGGUGCGGCCUCCCGUUCGGCCACCCAAGCCUUCAACUGGAUACAUUGACCGUUAUCCCAAGUCGUCCUGAAUGUCACUCAAGAGCAUUCGCUGAGAUUGCGGAUCUCUCGCAGACCCAUACUCUCGCCUAUGUCUUUUGCGAGACCCUCAAGACACUACGGAAGGUCAAGUGUGUCGAGAUCAGAAACAAUGGCUGCUUCAAUGAGGUGGUAUGGCGGCUGUUCUAUCGCAGCUUGGUAUACAGGCUGUGGAGAUGGGGAGGCAGCAUUUGUGGAAUCAAGUUUGAAAGUGGAGAGCUGCAGCCUGGUGGCAGUGCCGUGAAACAGAAUCAGUGGUUCAAGGCAUACCUGUCUGAUAGUGAGAGCAGGGGCACGGAAUGCGGCGAGGAGGUGUGCCGUCUGGUCGGCCAGACUGGUGAAUAUCCAGACCAAACAACAGCAGGCGUCGGCCCAUGA